This is a messenger RNA of Branchiostoma floridae (Florida lancelet), 419 nucleotides long. RefSeq names its product collagen triple helix repeat-containing protein 1-like. The record is from RefSeq and is a predicted model, not a curated record. Bases 139 to 378 code for a protein of 79 amino acids. The transcript is spliced from 2 exons. NCBI's taxonomy places the organism in Eukaryota, Metazoa, Chordata, Leptocardii, Amphioxiformes, Branchiostomatidae.
UUAAUACUAAACGAUUUUUCAUCAUUUGGAACAGGACUGCCCAUUCAACAAGUGUCCACGACAUCUGCCAUCCGUCUGACAUGGAAUGGUGAUAUCAGAAUCUUAGGAGUGAACACGUGUAAACGUUGGUUCUUCACAAUGAACGGAGCCGAGUGUACCGAUCCAGCUCCCAUCGAAGGCAUCAUGCACACAGACGGCGUAGCCAACAUGUUCAUCCAUCGUGUAACUACCAUUGACGGCCUGUGUUACAACCUCCCGGCCGGACCUGUGACGGUGGCCCUAAACGUGGGCCCAUGCUUGGAGAACCGCGGGAGCGGAGACGCCUACACGGGGUGGAACUCCUACUCAAGGAUCAUCGUGGAAGAGAUGGACAUUUAGUAAUGAAAUGCUAAUGUACAUGUUUCACGUUGUUAUGAUAG